UGAAAAAUAACCCCCAUAAAUGUUUUAAUCAAUUUUUAAAUGAAGAACCUUUUUUGAAAGGAGUUUAAAUUAGAAACACAAUGAAAUUAAUUAUUUCAAUAUCGGAAACUGCUAAAUCUAAAACUCACACGCACAUAAUCUCCUCGACCUAUAUAUACAUUCAAGCAGCUUCAUACCUUUUCCAAGCAACAACAAUACACACAAAGUUCGGACCAUGAACAUAACUAAAACCACUCCUUGGUUUCUUUUCUUGUGCCUGAUUCUUCUUUCAGGCUACAAAAGUGUAAAAGGAUCGAUUUCUCCAUCUAGCGAGCCCACUAAAGAUGGCAAGUUUGGUUUCAAACCGACAGCGUUGUUUGUGUUCGGAGACUCGUACGCAGACACCGGGAACACACCAGUCAUAAUCUCGCCCUCAUGGAGGUUUCCUUACGGAAUCACUUUCCCGGGAAAGCCUACCGGCAGGUUUGGUGAUGGUCGUAUUUCAACUGACUAUCUCGCCAAGUAUCUUGGACUUAGAACACCGAUUGCAUAUAAAUGGAGGAGGUUCGCACUACCGAGACAAGUUGUGAAUAAAGGAAUCAAUUUCGCAUUUGGUGGAGCUGGCGUGUAUGAGACAAUUUUCACAGUCCCCACCGCGAGUAUGCAGAUCAAUUCCUUUGAACGACUUCUCCGGAAAAAUGUUUAUUCGCCGGCCGAUCUCAACUCUUCCGUAGCUUUUUUCAGCUUCAUCGGCAAUGACUAUAUCAAGUACAACAUAUUCAAUGGUACCUCGCAGGGCCGUCCAGCAUUGAUAAGGAGAGUUACGAAACAGAUUUUGUUGGAUGUAAAGCGAAUUAAGGACUUGGGAGUGAGAAAGGUGUUUGUAGUUUUAUCUCCACCGCAUAAUUGUGUGCCGUUAUAUUCCACUUCUAAAGGCUGCAACACUAGUAACCCGUUGACGAAGCUCCACAACAGUCUUAUCCGUGAAGGAUUGAGAAAACUAAACGAUGAGAAUAAUGAGAAAAGCUUCCUCAUGCUUGAUUUCUACAAGGCUUUCAUGACCAUAUUCAAGUAUAGAGGAGUUCCAGGAGUUUCGACAUUUUCGGAACCAUUGAAGGCAUGUUGUGAGGGAAGAAAAGGAGGAAACUCUUGUGGAGAUGUAGACAUAUACGGUAGAAGGUUAUACAGUGUCUGCAAAGAUCCAAAGUCAUUCUUUUUCUGGGAUAAUGUUCAUAUUACUGAUGAAGGAUGGCGUUCUGUAUUUUCUCUUCUUCUACCUGAUUCACGAUAAUGGAUCAUGUAUGUCUCCAAAAAUUCAACUACUAUGAGAAUGGAUGAGUAGCCAAUUCAUAUUUUAUAAAGAAAUUUCACAUAUAAAAGAUCCAGUACAUGAAACAAUUGCAUUUUUUUUUUGAAAAAGGGUUUUCAUUCAUGAAACAUGAAACAAUUGCAUACUCAUCAUACGUUCUUUGUUGGUGACUUUAAUAAAACGAAAAAGAUGUGGUUUUAUGUUGUUAUUGUUUACUAUAUCAAACUGGAGUUAAAUCAGACUUUAGUUUAGGGUUCACAAGGAGUACAUGUGUCUUAGAGUUGUUUUAGAGGAUAGAGAAGACAUAAAAGUUAUGGUUAAGUUAUCAAUAGUACGUUGUUGUUGUACUCUCCUUUGCAAAAGGUAGAAAGCAGAAGCAAAAAUCUAAACAAGAAGAAAGCAGACAUUGAGAGUAAAUAAAUCGAAACUGGUAAUAUCUAGUGAAACCAACGUAAGGACCCAAGAACAUUAAAUAGCAAAAGCUCAGGAGCUAUUAACUUGGACCAAAAGCAAGUAAGCUACCGAAUGAAGAAGAACGAGAGAGUUAAGAGUGUCAAUAUUUCCACACGCCUUGGACUUGAGCCUUUUGGGUUAAGCGGAAUAUUUCAUUGGGUUUGUUAAAAGACCGCUGAUUUUGGGUCCAUUAUAAAGAACUAAUACUAAGGCCACCAUAACAAGUAUAAAAUGAUAGAAAGAGCAAAGAUGGUUUUUGUUUCGGAAAUUCUCCUACAUUUGUGAGAAAUACACAUUAUACACGUUUUUCAUAUAGUGGUUACAAUUAUUAAAAUACAUAUAAUUAAAUAUUAAUACUUUAUUAAAAAAAAUUAGGAUCACAUAAGUCGUCUCAUGUCCCAAUGUUCCUAUUUGUGACCAUCAUUAACUCGAAUUUUUUAACUGGAGUUCUUAACUUUGGCUAAUAGACUGUUUAUAGCUUUUUUAGAUUUUAACUAAAAAUAGUUAAGAACUGUUUAUUAAAUAAGAGAUAUAAGAGUCGUUUUUUAACCGAAAAGUAUAAAAAAAUAAAAAAAUAUCAAAUCAUGAGUUAAUAACCUUGGCUAAAAAACCGGAGUUAAUCGCGCCUAUAAUCCAUUAUAGAAUUAUUUAUUUACAGUAUAUCAAAACCAUAUAUUUAUGAAUUGUUGCCAGAUGAUAAGACACGUAUCAACCUUAGUUUUGUGACUGUCUCACAUUUUUAUUAU
Messenger RNA from Brassica napus (rape), 2487 nucleotides. RefSeq names its product GDSL esterase/lipase At2g36325. Bases 215 to 1270 code for a protein of 351 amino acids. Gene Ontology annotation, molecular function: hydrolase activity, acting on ester bonds. The record is from RefSeq and is a predicted model, not a curated record. Lineage: Eukaryota; Viridiplantae; Streptophyta; Magnoliopsida; Brassicales; Brassicaceae. The transcript is spliced from 5 exons.